Messenger RNA from Bufo gargarizans (Asiatic toad), 4828 nucleotides. RefSeq lists its product as uncharacterized. The transcript is spliced from 2 exons. NCBI's taxonomy places the organism in Eukaryota, Metazoa, Chordata, Amphibia, Anura, Bufonidae. The record is from RefSeq and is a predicted model, not a curated record. Bases 2699 to 4576 code for a protein of 625 amino acids.
AAAAGGCGCGUUGUGAGUUUGUGAAAAGGCAUGUGGGAGACUCCCAAAAUGUAUGGAGGCCGAGGUCGGAUCUGCAGGGCAGCUCUCCCUCCUCCCUCCGGUUAGGCCUGGGCUCGGGCGCAUAAGCAGUAUGCCCCCUGCGAAGAUUCCCUCUGCGGCGGCCCAGGAGGGCUUAAUGCAGGGGGGAAAGAGAAAGCGGCGGAUCGGCAUUGAGAUGUGUCCCUUCCGGCCGGCAGACAGGUGACGUCAGACGCCGGUGGCGGAGCAAGCGUACUGACGUCAUCCACAUGCGCCACAGGUCCUGGAGGCUAGAGAACGCUAUAAAACCUCACAGGACCUGUACAAUGGUGCCCUGCAUAGUGCGGCUCACCCGUAUUGAGGAGCAUCUCUGGAGCGGUCGGGAGUCAGAAUGAGUACCCCCCUCACGGGAACCGAGCCUGCAUCAAACCCUGGGACCGUGAGUAGCCUGCUCUCAGGCACAUGCUCUGUAUUGAUGGUUCGGUCUGCUCAUCCUUUCCUCCCUUACCUUUUCAGGGAGAAAAGGAUUCGGCUACUACCACUAGAAAGGCUAGAAAAUGUGGUAUCUGCUGCAAACGAUUGUCUAACACUGGAUCUAAACCCCUGUGUAAAGAGUGUACAUCCAGUGUCAUCAAGUCCGAAUCUUCCAGCCUAUUUGAAGACAUUAGGAAAGUAGUUAAAGAGGUUCAGCUGGCCUAAACCGCCUACUCCUCCAAAAAUUACUCCUCCUCAGGACACCCGUAGUAAUAAAUCACUUAUCUUGGACUCGGACUCUGAGGAACUGGCGGUCUCAGACUCUGAGUCAAUACAAAAACACCCCGCAUCCUCAGAUGAAGAGGGUGAAUACAAGCGUUUCCUGUUUAAUCCAGAAGACAUUGACAAGCUUAUCAGGGCCAUCAGGGAUACCAUUCAGAUGGAGAUGCCAAAGACUCCAAAAUCUACCCAACAAUAAUUUUUUGGGGGACUAGGAGAAAGGAAGAAAGCGGUUUUUCCAGUACCAGAUAGUGUCCAGAAAUUAAUUCGAUCACAGUGGGAGAAACCGGACAAGGGAUCCUUUAUCCCAAGGGGAAUUAAGAGGCGCUACCCGUUUAGCCAAGAGGACUGUACUGACUGGGAGACUAUACCGAAAGUAGACGCACCAGUGGCUAAGGUGGCUCUACCUUUUGAGGACUCAACACAGUUAAAAGAUCCUCUAGAUAGGAAAGCGGAGAGUCUCUUAAGAAAGACCUGGGAGACUACGGCAGCUCUUCUCAAACCGGGCGUUGCGUCUACCUGUGUAGCCAGAACACUAAACUUAUGGCUAGAGCGGCUGGAGAUACAUCUAGUCAAUAAGACACCGCGUGAUCAAAUUUUAGAGCGCUUGCCUCCAUUAAAGAUGGCAACCUCUUUUCUAGCAGACGCAGCAGCAGAGUCAGUCAAACUGUCCGCCCGAACAGCUGUUCUCUCCAAUACAGCGAGAGGGGCACUAUGGCUUAAAGCGUGGUCGGGAGAUAUCACGUCUAAAAAUAAAUUAAUCGCACUCCCCUUCCAUGGUCAGUAUGUUUUUGGGGAAGAUUAAGAUAAAAAAUCCUAGAAAAUGCGACAAAUAAAAAAAGGGGUUUUCCAGAGGAGAGAUAUAAACAAAAAAGGCAGCACUUUCGUGACCGAUUUUUUUCAGCCUGAGAAUAAAAAAGAUAAAGGAAAGACCGGGAGGUGAUGCUAUGCGAAGGGAGGCAGGGGAAGAAAUUUCCUCUUCAACCCGAAUCGUGCUGAAGCCUCCACAUCCAACAGCAAACAAUGACGCCAUACCAGUGGGGGGAAGACUCAGCUCCUUCCUAGAAUCUUGCGAGCACGUAACAAACAGCACAUGGAUCUUAAAUAUUAUAGAAGAGGGUUAUUUAAUAGAUCUACUCUCUCCCCCUCCACAGAAAUAUGUGGUCACUACCCUUCCCCCAUGUCAAGUUGGUACCUUAAAAAACGACAUAAAAAAAUUAUUGAGCUUACCCGCGAUAGAACCUGUCCCAAAAAAUCAGACAGGAAUGGGAUUCUAUUCCCGUCUCUUCAUCAUAAGGAAACCGAACGAGAAAUCCAGAGUGAUAAUACAUUUAAAAUACCUAAACAAAUAUGUGAGAUACCAAAAAUUCAAAAUGGAAACUCUGAAGUCAGCAGUGAAGCUUAUAAAAAAGGACGCAGUGAUGGCCACAAUAGAUUUAAGGGAUGCCUAUUAUCAUGUCCCAAUUCACAGGUCAUCAAGGAAAUUCCUAAGGUUUGCGAUAGAGUUGGAGGGAAACAUUCAACACUUUCAGUUCAAGUGUCUCCCCUUUGGGAUCUCUUCUGCCCCAAGGGUUUUUACAAAGAUAAUGGCGGAAACCUUGGCAAUCUUGAGAGAAAAGGCAAUCUGUGUGAUCCCCUAUCUGGACGACCUGCUGGUAGUUGCAGACGACAUAGAGACCCUGGAAAUCCAUCUCGGGUUGGUCCUGGACCAUCUACAGAGCCUAGGUUGGCUCAUCAAUUGGGAAAAAUCUGAUUUAAUCCCGACCAUACAGAAGAUAUUUUUGGGUAUAACUUUAGACACAGUUUCCCAAAGAUCCUUUCUUCCACCUCAAAAGAUAAUAAAACUUCAAACAACCUUAAGGAAUUUCAAGAAGGAGAAAUUCUGUUCCAUAAGGCAGGCCAUGAAAGUGUUAGGGAGUCUUUCAGCAUGCAUCCCAGCAGUAGCCUGGGCACAGUUCCAUCUAAGGCCACUCCAAAAAUUCAUUUUAGGCAAGUGGAACAGAUCGCAAUUGACUCUAGAAAGACAAAUAUUCUUAGAUUUGAACGUGAAAAAGUCACUAAAUUGGUGGCUCAUCAAAACCAACCUAAAGAAUGGGAUAUUUUGGGCACAAGAUCUCCCUCUAGUAAUAACAACAGAUGCCAGCCUCCAUGUUUGGGGAGCGGUCGUCCAGGGAAACUCCUAUCAGGGAACAUGGAAGAGUUACGUGAAACAGCAAUCCUCAAAUUUCAAAGAGCUAAGGCCAGUUUGGGAAGCACUGAAACACACGAGUCGGUUGUCAGCAGGUCGUCACGUCCUAAUCUACUUGGACAACGCUACAGCUGUGGCCUUCAUCCAACACCAGGGAGGCACAAGGCAUCGUCUACAACAGAGCCUGGCAAACAAAAUGUUCUCCUGGGCAGAAGAGAACGUACAGUCUCUGUCAGCGGUACAUGUGAAGGGAUCUUUAAACAUUCAGGCCGAUUACCUGAGUCGGCACAUGUUAGACCCCGGAGAAUGGAUGUUAGCCCCGGAAACCUUCCAUCUAAUCAUGAAGAAAUGGGGCAGACCGACGGUAGAACUGUUUGCAUCCAAGAGAAAUCAUCAGUUAAAUCAGUUCUUCUCCCUCAACCCCAGGGAUCAUCCUCUGGCAGUAGACGCCUUCAACCAGAAUUGGACAACAAAUUUAGUUUACGCAUUUCCUCCGUUUCCACUCAUCCCCAGAGUGCUGCAGAAGUUCUUGAAAGAGAAUUGUACCCUAAUCCUGAUAACGCCCUUUUGGCCCAAGAGAGGUUGGUUUUCUCUAUUAAAAGCCCUCAGCAUAGAAGCCCCUCUCCUUCUACCUCUGAGGCCGGACCUUCUAAGUCAGGGACCCAUUACUCACCCAGACCUGAAAAUACUAAUGUUAAAAGCCUGGAUUCUGUAGAAUCCAACUUAUUAAAGCAAGGUUUAUCUAAGAAAGUAGUGAACACUUUACUCCUUAGCAGGAAACAAAGUACCAAUGACAAGUAUCUAAAAAUAUGGGGACAAUUUGCUGAUUGGUCUGGAACCUCCUUCAACCAGUUCAGGGCCAAUAUCCCGCUAAUACUAGAAUUCCUUCAGGAAGGGCUAGAUUUAGGACUAUCCCCCAAUACCCUUAGGGUCCAGGUAUCGGCUCUAGGAGCACUUUAUAAUACCAAGCUAACAGUACAUCCCUGGAUAUCUAGAUUCCUUAAGGCAGCGGAUAGGAUCAGACCUACGAUUAAAAACAUGGUGGCCCCAUGGAAUCUCAAUACGGUACUGGGGGGUCUAACCUCUGAUCCGUUUGAACCUAUGGACUCUACCCACAUCAAAUGGCUUACUGUCAAAACAAUUUUUUUGGUUGCAAUAACUUCUGCCAGAAGGGUCUGUGAGCUACAGGCCUUGUCCAUCCAAGAACCGUUCUUUUCAGUAUUUCAGGACAAGUUAGUUCUCAAAUUAGAUCCGGCAUUCCUCCCUAAGGUAGUUUUGAACUUCCAUAGAUCCCAGGACAUUGUUCUUCCUUCAUUUUGUGACAAUCCGAAAAAUGAUCAGGAAAUCACCUACCACACAUUAGAUGUUCGGAGAGUGGUCCUAAAGUACCUGGAAGCUACCAAACAUUGGAGAGUAGACAAAAAUCUUUUCGUCCAGUUUCCAGGUCCUAAUAAGGGGAAAAAAGCGGCAAAAAGUUCCAUCUCCAGAUGGAUUAGACUGGCCAUCUCCGAAGCAUAUAAAGUUCAAGGGAAAGAUUUCCCUAAAAGCACAUUCCACAAGAGGCAUGGCUGCCUCCUGGGCGGAAAAAGCUUCAGCCUCUUUACAACAGAUUUGUAGAGCAGCAACCUGGAAAAGAGUUCAUACUUUUACUAAACACUACAGGCUAGAUUUAUUUGCCAAUAAUGACCUAAGAUUUGGACGUAAAGUCCUUUCUGCCGUCAUCCCACCCUAAUAGUAUCUUUGAUAUUUUCUCAGGACUUGGUGUCAUGGAGACGACUGGGGAAAAGAGUAUUACACUCACCGGUAAUCCGGUUUCCUGGAAGUCUCCAUGACACCACAUACAUCCCACCCUUUUUUUCUGUUAAUAUC